This is a messenger RNA of Cynocephalus volans (Philippine flying lemur), 2565 nucleotides long. It is a transcript of the gene TTK, whose product is annotated as TTK protein kinase. The record is from RefSeq and is a predicted model, not a curated record. The transcript has 21 exons. Gene Ontology annotation, molecular function: protein serine/threonine/tyrosine kinase activity; protein binding; protein serine/threonine kinase activity. NCBI's taxonomy places the organism in Eukaryota, Metazoa, Chordata, Mammalia, Dermoptera, Cynocephalidae. Gene Ontology annotation, cellular component: kinetochore; nucleus. Gene Ontology annotation, biological process: peptidyl-serine phosphorylation; protein localization to kinetochore; meiotic spindle assembly checkpoint signaling. The coding region runs from base 1 to 2565 and encodes 854 amino acids.
AUGGAGGUAGAAGAUUUAAGUGGCAGAGAAUUGACAAUUGAUUCCAUAAUGAACAAAGUGAGAGAUAUUAAAAAUAAAUUUAAAAAUGAAGAACUUACUGAUGAACUAAGCUUGAAUAAAGUAUCUGCUGAUACUACAGAUAACUCGGGAACUGUUAACCAAAUUAUGAUGAUGGCGAACAACCCAGAGGAUUGGUUGAAUUUGUUGCUCAAAUUAGAGAAAAACAGUGUCCCCCUAAAUGAUGCUCUUUUAAAUAAACUGAUUGGUCGUUACAGUCAAGCAAUUGAAGCACUUCCUGCAGAUAAAUAUGGCCAAAAUGAGAGUUUUGCUCGAAUUCAAGUGAGAUUUGCUGAAUUAAAAGCUAUUCAAGAACCAGAUGAUGCACGUGAUUACUUUCAAAUGGCCAGAGCAAACUGCAAGAAAUUUGCUUUUGUGCAUAUAUCUUUUGCACAAUUUGAAUUGUCACAAGGUAAUUUCAAAAAAAGUAAGCAACUUCUUCAGAAAGCUGUAGAACGUGGAGCAGUACCACUAGAAAUGCUGGAAAUUGCCAUACAGAAUUUAAACCUCCAAAAAAAGCAACUGCUUUCAGAAGAGGAAAAGAAGAAUUUAUCAGCAUCUGCAAUAUUAACUGGCCAAGAAUCAUUCUCCAGUUCACUUGGACAUUUACAAAACAGGAACAUCAGUUGUGAUUCCAGAGGUCAAGCUAUUAAAGCCAGGUUUUUGUAUGGAGAGAACAUGCCCCCACAAGAUGCAGAAAUAGGUCAUCGAAAUCCCUUGAAACAAACUAACAAAACUAAACGAUCAUGCCCGUUUGGAAGAGUCCCAGUUAACCUUCUAAAUAGCCCAGAUUGUGAUGCGAAGACAGAUGGUACAGCUGUGCCAAGUUUCAUAAAAAGACAGAUCUCUGGAUCAGAAUGCCGAGAUUUGAUUGUGGCUGCAUCUAAAUCAAGUGGAAAUGAUUCUUAUGAAUUGAGAAAUUUAAAGUCUAUUCAAAAUAUCUAUUCCAAGGAACCUCUGGUGUCAGAUGAAAAGAGUUCUGAAUUUAUUACUGAUUCAGUAACCCUGAAGAAUAAAAUGGAACCAAGUCUUCUAACUAAAUUAGAAGAAACUAAAGAACAUCAAGAACCAAAGGUUGCAGAAAGUAAACAAAAACUAUGGCAAUCUAAGAGAAAGUCAGAAUGUGUGAACCAGGAUUCUGUUGCAUCUUCAAGUCAGCGGCAGAUUCCAGAGAUAACCCGAAAAGUUGAUAUAGAGCAGAAACAUGUCACUUUUGAGCAACCUGUCUUUUCAGUUUCAAAGCAGUCACCACCUAUAUCGGCAUCCAAAUGGUUUGAUCCAAAAUCUAUUUGUAAGACACCAAGCAGCAAUACCUUGGAUGAUUACAUGAGCUGUUUUAGAACCCCACUUGUAAAGAAUGACUUUCCACCUGCUUGUCAGUUGUCAACACCUUAUAGUCAGCUUGCCUAUUUCCAGCAGCAACAGCAGCAAAUUCCCUCUACGCCACUUCAGAAUUUACAGAUUUCAGCAUCCUCUUCAACAAAUGAAUGCAUUUCAGUUAAAGGAAAAAUCUAUUCUAUAUUAAAGCAGAUAGGAAGUGGAGGUUCAAGUAAGGUAUUUCAGGUGUUGAAUGAAAAGAAACAGAUAUAUGCUAUAAAAUAUGUGAACUUAGAAGAAGCAGAUAGCCAAACUAUUGAUAGUUACCGGAACGAAAUAGCUUAUUUGAAUAAACUGCAACAACAUAGUGAUAAGAUCAUCCGACUUUAUGAUUAUGAAAUCACAGACCACUACAUCUACAUGGUAAUGGAGUGUGGAAAUAUUGAUCUUAAUAGUUGGCUUAAAAAGAAAAAAUCUAUCAAUCCAUGGGAGCGCAAGAGUUACUGGAAAAAUAUGUUGGAGGCAGUUCACACAAUCCAUCAACAUGGCAUUGUUCACAGUGAUCUGAAACCUGCUAACUUUCUAAUAGUUGAUGGAAUGCUAAAGCUAAUUGAUUUUGGGAUUGCAAACCAAAUGCAACCGGAUACAACAAGUAUCGUUAAAGAUUCUCAGGUUGGCACGGUUAAUUAUAUGCCACCAGAAGCUAUCAAAGAUAUGUCUUCCUCAAGAGAGAAUGGGAAAUCCAAGUCAAAGAUAAGCCCCAAAAGUGAUGUUUGGUCUUUAGGAUGCAUUUUAUACUAUAUGACUUAUGGGAAAACACCAUUUCAGCAUAUAAUUAAUCAGAUUUCUAAAUUACAUGCCAUAAUUGACCCUAAUCAUGAAAUUGAAUUACCUGAUAUCCCAGAGAAAGACCUUCAAGAUGUUUUAAAGUGUUGUUUAAUAAGGGACCCUAAACAGAGGAUAUCCAUUCCUGAGCUCCUGGCACAUCCAUAUGUUCAAAUUCAUCCAGGUAACCAAGUGGCUAAGGGAACCACUGAAGAAAUGAAAUAUGUUCUGGGACAACUUGUUGGUCUGAAUUCUCCUAACUCCAUUUUGAAAGUUGCUAAAACUUUAUACGAGCGCUAUAGUAGUGGUGAAAGUCAUGAUUCUUCGUCUUCUGAGACUUUUGAAAAAAGAUGGGGAAAGAAAUGA